CCGUGGACCAACAGGCCUCUGCAUAGUCCGGGAAAGUUUUGCAAAACGAAACUGCGGAUACAUUUUCACAAAAUUUGUCAUUUCACAAUAUUGUCACACUCUGUGUGACUCGUCAUAUGGUUUGUAACUAAUAAAGCAAUAAUACUGAGUACCCAAUGUGCAUCUUAGCAAGCUGAUGGCUUUCAGAGGAAGAGGGGGCGGUCCAUUCUAUGCAGGCGGGUAUGGGCCGCCUAAUAGACAAAUGCUGAUUUGCCAGCAACUAGGAAUAGCCUAUCCACCAGAUGUUGUUCAAGUCCAUGCCUACAUAAUGGCGGUGAAGCAAGACGCAGGUCAUGCCUUGAACAACAAUUUUCUCAACGAUGCCCACAAACUGUACUCCCUCGCCUUGCUUGGGUGUGAGCUGUGUCCCACAAUGACCAAGGUCGUAGAGGAGAGACCCAAGCUGCUGUGUAAUCAGUCGCUUGUGUGUUUGAAGCUUCACCGUUUUGAAGAUGCUGAGGAGUAUGCUCAGACAGCUAUUACUGUGUGUCCUGCAUUUGUUAAGGGUUACUGGAGAGCCUUCCAAGCAGUGAAAGCGGGCCACAAGGAGGCACUGAAUGCCUUAAUCUUCCUCUCAGGGGGCAUGGCGCAAUGUCUAUCGGCAGGCAAUACCAAUGACCUGGUGGACUUUGUAGUAGAGUUAUGUGACCUCAUGUCUUCAACACCAAGAGACGAGACAAGGCUGAUAAACACGAUCUGCAGUAGUGGCAUUGGCUCAGUUCCAGUAGAUACCUGGCAGACAGUUGUCUGCCGGCUGGCCCAGAACCACAAGUGGGAAAGUCUUGCUAUGCUGUUUUGUGGACGACACAGUGGACCAUCGGAGCCAUUGGAAGGCGUUGCUUUUAAAUUAAAAGUGAAUUGCUCCGGCGUGAGUGUGGGGACACUUCUAGCUGACAUUACCUACCCUGCACUGAAAUCAUGGGGCGAAGAACUGGCUAUGAUGUUGCUUGUAAAUGGAGCAUCUGAAGUUGAAAUCGGACAGAAGAAUAAUAUGCCCACAUUGCACUACGUGGUGACUCUGGCACUCAGAUUGGAGAGUAUACGUCUUCUGAAUGUGGUGGCAGCAGGGUAUAGAGGUCAGAGAAAGCAGAACGUACAGAAUGUGGACGGGAACACGGCAUUACAUGUGCUCGCCUUGUCAGAAAAGAUUGACACAGAAACAGGUCGGGAAAUCCUGGACCUACUCCUUACUAUGGGGUGCGAUGUGACCAUUCGUAACAACAAGAAUCAGACAGCCUUGGAUUGCUUGAAGCCUACAGAUAAGGCCUUCUCACUGUUGAAGCAAGCUGAUAAACAGUCUGUGGAACAACUCCGCGGAGCACUUGAACAGCUCAAGUCACAGGGAAAUGAAGCCUUGAAGUCUCGAGACUAUGCCCAGGCUCUAAAGUUCUACGAUCAGGGAUUGCUGAUAUCCCAGAAGUCUGAGCAGCUCUAUAAGGAGGCAGCCGUCUUGUACAGUAACCGUGCCAACGUGUGUUGCACCCUGGGCCACCAUGAGGAAGCUCUCGCCAACGCAAUGGCUGCCACUACCUGUGAUAAAACAUACACAAAGGGCUACUGGUGGAAUGGCAAGGCACUGCAAGCCCUCAACAACCCUGAUGCCAGCUUCGACGUGUACAUGACCGGAUAUGAACAGGUCGCCACUGUCGACAAGAUCACAUUCCUGUUAGAGGCAGUGCAAACAUUGAAACUGCUGCCAAAGGCCUCUCUGACAGAGCGCUACAAGCAGCUAAAGGUGGUUGAUACAGAACUGUGGCCACAAGUGUUGGGCAAGCUGAGUGUGAAAGCAGACUGGAAGACCUUGGCCUACCUGAUACUGGGAGCCAACAUGGAGAACAAUCAGAGAUAUGAACAGUAUGUUACAGUCUAUGAGAUACCUAACAUCUGCUCAGGCGUUGCUGGGCAACACUCGACUGUCGAGGUAAAGGCCAGCACAGUGUUUGAAUUCCUGAGGAAAUGUGAAAGCCUUAAGUCAACUGUGCACUGGUUGGACGCCACCCUGUUUGCUGUGUGUCAUUAUGGCAAACCUACCGCCAUGAAAAGUUUGUGUGAAGAUGAAUCUGAUACUAUUCUGCAUGCUGUUGUUCGAUUUGCAUUGACCACUGCGAGACUGUCACUCCUGCAGGAGAUUCUGAAUUUGAACAUCCAGACGGAAGAAAGGAACGGUUUGGGUGACACGGUGUUUCACACUGUCACAAAGUUCCACCCUGUGCCCGACCCUCAGGUGUUGAAGAAGGUCUCUGAGCUUCUUCUGAAGAAAGGCUUUAAUGUUGCAUCAAGAAAUUCGGAAGGUAAACUUCCAGUAGAAUACCUGGACAAGUCCUGCCCAGGUUUUGUCUAUGACAUCUUCAAACCUGCUGACCCUGACAAAAUCAUUGGAGACAUCCAUAGUUUCAAACUAAAGGGCAAUGAUCUCUUCAAGGCUGGAAAUGCAUAUGCGGCCUUGGAUUGCUAUUCAAAUGCUAUUGGGCUUCUGAACUCCAUGUCAGCAGGACUUGCUAUGCAGAAGAUGGGCAGUCACGAGAUUGCGGUGGUGUAUGGAAACAGAGCCGAAUGUUUCCUCAAGCUAGGUUUCUACCAGCAAGCUCAUGAUGAUGCCAUGCAAAGUGUCUCCAUUGAUGAACACUGGUAUAAGGCCCAUAUCCGUGUUGGCAAAGCGAUGAAAGGCAUGGCACACUUAAUGAUUUCAAUGCAGGCAUUCUGUAAUGCUUAUUUUUGCCCCAUCUCAGAGGACAAGGUGAAGGUUGAAAUCCUUGUAGAGCUUGCACCUGUACUACAAACGCUGAAUUUCCAUGGAAGACUGGACAAGAUCCCCAUAGAGGAUGGUCACAUCUGGGCUCAAGCCAGCUACAAAUUGCUGUCAAAGAACGACUGGGACUCUGCAUCUGCUGCCUUCCACCAGUAUGAACAGUCCAAGUGCAAGCAGCCUCACCUGCCUCUUACUUUGAAGCCAUUCUGCGCUAUCGAUAAACUUAAAGUGCAUAGCUGGUGCCUGGGCCUGAUUCAGUAUCUAUUGGAGUGUGGAGCUGACAAGAAGACACUCUCUCUGGACGAUCGGGACACCUACAUGCAUGCUGUGAUUAAAAUCACGCUUGUUGUCGGUAAGUCAACGGAGCUGCUGAAGUACCUUUUGAAGCGUUAUUGUUGCCCGGGUUACUCUGACCAGCACAAAGUUGACCGGAGUGGCAACACGGUGCUUCAUACAGCCACGCAGCAGAGGAACGCAGGCAAGAAGAUGAGACAAGAUGUCAUUGAGAUGUUGUUGAAGAGGAAAGUUGACCCAAGUGCAUGUAACCAAUCUGAUAAGGUGGCACUGGAUUACCUCCCCUCAGGAGAAUAUCAGAGCAGGGAGUUGCUUCGCAUGGCCAUGUUUAACAAAGGGAAACUCGCAAGCACAGUUGGAGACAAUACAGAGAGCAAUGAAAGUACCACGGCAUCAGAGUCUGCUGAGGUGAAACAACACAAACAGAAACCCCGUCGCAAGGACCCCUGUAACCUCUGUGAAGACCUUUAUCAGCAGGCUGCUGUCAUACUUCAGAAAGAGGUGAUUGAAGGUUUCGACAAACUUACAAAGAUUUUAGCUGAAGAACAUUCCAGUUCUCGUCACGAGGGUAUUGUGAGCAGAACAGUUUCCCUCGUCGUUCAGACCUUGUCUAAGAUGCAAAACCUGGAGCACAUUAACAGCCUGCUGUGUAUCCCUAUAGACUAUAUCAUUAUUAUUGUGGAGCGACUGGCUAUGGGUGAUCACUGGAGACAGCUUGACAUGCUGGUCAGGAAAUACAGGAACACUCUUGGCAAGGAUAAACUCAAAGCCUUUGCAACCAACAUGACUGUAGUGCGAGUCAUUAAUGAGCCGUCACUGGCAAAAAAUGAAGAUCUGAAGCUUCAGAUUGUGCUUAAUCUUCUCAACAGCAAUGCGUCAUUUGGGAGUGAUGGUGGACAGUUGGCCAUGAAGUAUGCUGUGGCCGCUGAGCACUAUCGUGUUCUGUAUGAGCUCAUUAAGCGUGGGGCUGAUACACGCGCUUUGUCAGUAAGUCCCGGAGAUACGCCCAUGCAUGCUGCUGUUCAGAUAGCCCUAGGAAAGGACAAAAAUCUUACUAUACUGGAGCAUUUGCUUACCCAGUACGACUCAAACCGUGAGGAGAAUGGACAUCUGGAUCCUGAACAGCUGGACCAGAAUGGAGACUGUCUCUUCCAUCUUGUAGCCAAGGCUAAGAACAUCUCACAGGCUGUCAAGGUCACAGAUCUACUAUGCACUCGAAGGAUUUCCGGUGACUAUGUCAACAUGGAAGGAAAGUUACCACAAGACUACAUCAUGAAGAAAACUGAUCGCCGCCUUCAAUAUCUGAGAGAUGCCAAGUCUGUACCACCCACGAACAAGCAAAUGUUCAGCCGUACGAAGACAGCAACAACGACCACUCCAAUUAAAGACGACAUAUAUGAGUUUAUAAGUACUGCUGAGAGUGAGGCAAAAAGAUCUGCUGUUGCACAAGAAAUCACUAAAACUAUAUCAGCCAGGGAAACCAGAAUACAGAAAAUCAGCACUUUGAUUAGCCUGUUACCGGAGACCUCACAUUCAGUAUUCAGUACUCCAGAAAUAGUUGAUACUGAGACAAAAUCAGCAGAGGAAGUCAAAGAAGUAAAUGUAAACGACUUAACACAGGUGUCAAAUAUUACAAAAAGGGCUUUAUUGCUGAUCAGUCCAUCAGAAAACAAGGUCAAAGAAAAUGCAGAAGGACUUUAUUCUGAUUCAGAGAGUGAUGACACUUAUCUAAGUGCAUCUGAAGAACCUAACGAGAAACUGACUGAUCUUAGCUUUAAUGGAAAACCUUCAUCUGAAAAGGCUGGUACCAUUGGUAAUAUUGCUGCAAGUGAUGAUACUGAACUGGGCAAGGCAAUUGUGAAUGAAGUGAUUGCUGAUGGAUCAGGUGAUCAUUCAAACGCUGGUGUUGAAAAAAAAUGUUUGGAAACCACGGGCAACGCAAAUAAAGUUGAUAUUCAUAUAACUGGUGAGAAAUCGGACAAAACAGCAUCUAUGUCAAAAGACAUCGAAACUAACAAUAUUUGUCACAAAGGAACUCAAGAUCACGUGGAUGGACCAAUAAAAAAGGCAGACGAUAUCGUUGAGGUUGUUGAAGAAAAAGAAGACAGUGGUGAUGAUGCCGAUGAUGAGGAGACUUUUGUUGUAGAUGCAGAGGUGUUUGACAACUUAGAAUGGGAGGUUGAAUGCACCACUGAAGUGUGGAAGACACUGAGAGAUAAACGUGUGCUGCCAGAGCUGAAACGACGAAUAGUGCACAAAAUACAGCUGCUGGCUAGCGGUAAUUGGCAGCCACAUCUCUGCAAAAAACUAGUCCAUGUGCGUCCAACUUUAAAUCUGUUUGAAGCUAAGUUUAGCAAAGGCCGGCGUAUAAUCUGGGAGCUAGCAGUUGCAUUUUCUCCACGACUUAGUGAGACGGCCGAACGUCGUCUGCAUUCGAAGCAAGGGGACUUAAUUCAGCCCGUUCGUGGAGGGAAGAUUUAUUCUGAGAUUAUACGAGUCUGGGAUAUCGUCAUGGACCAUAAUAAAAUAUACAGAUCGGUCCAGAGGAUUAAUGACUCCCACGAACGGGGAAAGCAGUGCAUCAUUCAGAAGAACCUGCGAGGAAUGCGUGUCGAUCAGACCUUACAACCUGGUGUCGGCAAACGCUUUCCAAUGCUGUUCGCUGAAGACGACGCGGCUAAGGAAGAACUGUUGCAACAAAAUCAGGAGAUUCAGAAGUACUUUCCACCAGCGAGCUCCAACGAGACGGAGUACCACAUUCUCAAGUUUUACUCGUUCUCCUCGGCCCUGGUUAGCCACGUGCUGCAGAAUAUUGAGUCCAAAGUGGACUUCCCGUUCCGGGUGACAGACUUGGAGCAUGCCAUCAUCAAUCUCAGGUCCAAAGGUCCCAUUUUGCUUCUCGGAAGGAGUGGAACUGGCAAAACAACCUGCUGCAUGUACCGACUUUGGAGUCAUUUCCACACCUACUGGUUGAAGGCAAAAGAAGCAGGAGCUCCCAUCCUACCCCGGUGUGUGGAGUUUGUGCAUCAGAAACCCAUUGAGAAAGAUGAUACGAACGAAGAAGGAGAGAUUCCAGACAACUCUGAGAUAGGGAAGAACGUUACUGGAGCCACUGGGGGACCAAUGCCAGAGGCCCUUGUUUGUACCACGCCAGAGCCAGAAGAGGUGGAUAGUAUGUACGAUCAUCUGCAUCAGUUGUUUAUAACGAAAAACGCAGUGCUCUGCAGUGAGGUGCAGAAGAAUUUCCGGGAGUUAAGUCACGCAAACGACCUGAUGGCAGAUAACUUGCAGCACGAGGAUGAAAAUCUGCCGCCUCGCCUUCAGGACGUUAAAGACUACGCAUUCCCCAUGUUUGUUACAUCCAGGCAGUUAUUGCUUAUGCUGGAUGCGUCUGCUGGUCCUCCGUUCUUCUUUGCACGGAUGGAAGACGGCAGUCUCAAGGUUGACAUCAGUGGCUGGACAGAUGCGGGAGGUCCACUCAGUAUUCUGUCACUUCUAGAUGAUGAGUCUGAUGCUGAAGACGACAUGGACGAGUUUGAAGAUUCAGACCAUGAAAUGGAGAUGGGAGAUAACUGGAAUACUGGGACCACUGGAAAAGCAAUAAAGGUUAAUCCUAGAAGGGAAAUUACCUACACAGUUUUUGUUGAGGAGAUAUGGAGGCGCAUAAAGAAGAACACUUCGUCAUAUCACCCGUCCUUAAUUUGGACAGAGAUCAUGUCUUUUAUCAAAGGUUCGUAUGAAGCGUUGUCAAAACCUAAAGGCUUCUUGGACAAAGAAGAGUAUUUUGAGUUGGGAAGAAAAAGGGCACCAAAUUUCACCGGGGAAAGGGAUCUGAUCUACUCAUUCUUUCUCAAGUACGAGCACUUCAGGAAGCAGCACGCACUGUUUGACGAGACUGAUCUUGUGCAUGAUGUGUUUCAACGUCUUCGACAACUGGAGUCUCGUCCCUGGGUGAUUCACCAGAUUUUUGUGGAUGAGACCCAGGAUUUCACACAGGCAGAGCUUUGUCUGUUGAUACGAUUGUGUCAAAAUCCAAAUGACAUGUUUCUAACAGGUGACACAGCUCAAAGCAUCAUGCGAGGAAUAUCAUUUCGGUUCAGUGAUCUACGUUCACUGUUUUACCACGCCAAACAAUCUAUGCAAGCCAUGGGAAAAACAACAGCCCUUGAGGUUCCUAAACAGGUGUACCAACUCACGCACAACUACCGGUCUCACGCGGGGAUUCUCUCCCUGGCAUCAAGCAUUCUGGAACUCAUGGUUGAAUUCUUCCCAGAAUCAUUUGACCGCCUGCAGCCAGAUAAGGGUCUCUUCAAUGGCCCGAGGCCGAUUCUGCUUGAGUCCUGUAGUUUUGGGGACCUUGCUGUUCUGUUGAGGGGAAACAGACGAAAAACAUCGCACAUUGAAUUUGGUGCACACCAAGCUAUUCUACUUGUCAAUGAUGCAGCUCGAGAUUCCAUUCCGGAAGAGUUACAACUUGGUCUUAUUCUUACGAUCUACGAAGCUAAGGGGCUAGAGUUUGAUGACGUACUUCUCUACAACUUCUUCAAAGAUUCCCAGGCUUCAAAGGAAUGGCGUGUUGUCACAGAUUUCUUGGAUCGUCUAGUGCAAAACGAGUCGGCGAUUAUUUCUAGUGGCAACCUUAUCACCAUAGACCAAGAAAUUUUGGAAUCGUCAAGUCGUCCUCGACCACUGAAAUUUGACGCAAACCAACACAAAGUCCUGAAUUCAGAGUUGAAGCUCUUGUACACGGCGUUGACCAGGGCUCGUGUAAAUGUCUGGAUAUUUGAUGAAGACCGUGAAAAAAAGGCUCCGAUGUUUGAGUAUUUCAAGGCACGCAAACUGGUGAAACAUUUGGAAGUACAAGAAAUAAAUGAAACAAGUCUGUCAGAAACGGUUUUUGCUGAGAAAUCAAGUCCUGCAGAUUGGCUGCGACGAGGCGAUGACUUUAUGCGCCACUCUCUGUACACAGUGGCAGCCAAGUGCUUCGGAAUGGGGGGAGACCAUGAGAGAGAAAAGGUGGCUCUUGCUCAUGGACAGGCACUGCUGGCAUCAAGACUUAAAGAUAAGCCUCAUCAGAUGCGAGAUGAGUUUUUACAUGCGGCUGAGCUGUACCUGGAGUGUAACAAACCUUCAAAGGCUGCGCUGUGCUUACAGAAUGCGAAAGAACGAGACCUCGCAGCUGAACUCUUUGAAAAACUUGGGCAGUAUGACAGAGCUGCAGAAAUCUACAAAAAAAUGAAACGAUCAUUAGCCAGCAGCCGAUGUUAUGAACAGAAUGGUAACUUUAACGAAGCUAUCAAAGUUCUGUGCAAUAACGAAAACUUUGAUAUGGCCAUAGACACUUUAAGAAGAUAUACCAUCUUAAUUAAGGAUCUGGAACAGAGAGGAUUGCCAAUCCCAAUAUCCCAACAUCGUCCUGACGCCGCCUACACUGAGGAAAGGCUGAGUCACAGGGCGGCCGCCUUGUACCAUCACUACAAGAAGGAAGACAAGAUGAUGGAAGAUGUGGAGAAAUUUAAAGAUGACAACGACCGUAUCGAAUUUCUUAAAACAAAAAAAUACAUAAAUCAAGCAGCACAGAUAUUGGCUAACUCUGGAAAAUUUGAAGAAGCGGCUGAAAUGCUUUUCACCUAUGGAAAAAGAGAAGAAGCAGUUUCAAUGGCCAAGAAGACGGAAGACGGAGCAGUGAUUGGCAAAUACCUCCUUAUGAAGUGCAGAUCUCUACUGCACGACAAUGACAAAUCAUCAACUGAACUCGGAGAAUUAAAUUUGAUACUUCAACAUGCAAUAUCUGAAACAAUCGAAAAGUUUGAGUGUUGCAACGAUCUUGAUGGGCUAGGAGCUGCUUGGAUAUUGAACUGGGAAUUGUCAGAGAAUACACAGUGUAUCGAAAAGGCCAUACUGUCUUUUCGUAAGUCAAAACCCGUAGAGAACACCGCUGGGAUAGUUGAAUGCGCGCAUUUGCUUGUCCAAACACAAAAUCUGAGUCUUGAAAACCUGAAAUUAUGUAUUAGGAGUAUCCACGAUUCGUUUAACGUUUGCUUUGCUUUGCUUUUUCCGACUUUAAAGCAAAAUUUUGACAUACUCUUAAAGUUUGACAGUUUUUAUGGCUUAAAACCUUGCAGUAGCGAAAACUAUGCUGUCCAUCCAAAAGAAAGACCACGUUGUCUCGACCUACUUAAAAAUAUUUCUUCGAAAGAUAAGAAAAAAAAAGAAGUUCUUGAAGUCUCAAAGAAAGAAGUUCGUGAUGGUUUAGCUGUUGUCCUUCUAAAGAGAAUUCAGAAAUGGCUUGAACCAAUCUUUUCGCGCAUUCAGAUCCUUAGGGAUGAAAAAAUGGUUUGUGAACAGUUUAAAUUAGAUAUGCCAUGUUCUCUUGGAAUAAAAUGUAGAAAGCUGCAUCGUCCACAAACAAAAGAAGAUUUCAGCAUGUUGAUUAAACUAGACGUUUUGUGCAUCGAAUGUGAAGGCCAUGUUCAAACUGGAGCAACGAGCUUGAUGAAAAAGAAAUGCCCAGAUGCAGUGACAUCUGUUGUAGAGUGGUUUGUAAGAAAUAAAUUUCAAAAUUUCAACGAAAGGUAUAGAGGCUGCAUCUGUCUCUGGAAUGAUCUUAUGCCUGUCGAUGGUCAUCCUUAUCUACUUGGAAAUGACUUUAACAAUCUAAAAGAAUACAUAUCAGAAAACAAGGUAAGAAAGCAACUAAAAGAGUUUUUAGAAGAGCAAUGGAAACACGCUGAAGCUUGUGGCAAAGGUGUGCUGCUCAAUAGCCAGGCUGUUAAAGAAUCUGAGGUUUUCAUGCGCAUUGAGUUUGGCUACUAUCUUUUCCAUUUUACAACUGGGAAACAUCAGUUUGAAAUCUCACCGUCAGACAAAAUGAGAAAGUUGGAAUUUCAGCUGGAUUGCGAAAUAAUGAAGAAUGUGAAAAAAGGAAAACGGUUCAAGCAAACAUAUUACACACUCAUGGUUUCACCGCACAACGAUACCAUGAAUGUUGAGUGUACUGCCCGAAGGUUUGUUGAUGCAUUUGAUGAACUUUUGAAGGGAAAUAUAUGGGAAGCUGUGGUAAAAUUCACAAGAUUUAUCAUUCUUUCUAGCAAGAAAGAUGUUGAAGUUCUUGAACCGUGGGUAUUCAUAAUGUGGUUGGAGUUCUACUGUACACUGGCUUCAUUAAUAGUUGCGAAAUUGAAGGGUCAGAAUUUUCCAGAUUUUCUGUUUGUUCUUCCAAACAACUAUUUAAACCUCAUGUAUUUUGUGGAAGCAACGAUUCCAUCUUAGCUCAAAAUAACUGAUGCAAUUCAGAGGAUUCAAAUUAGCUACAAAAGUAUUCCAAAAAAGAUUUUUAAAAUGCAAGAACGUUUGAAAUAUAUGGCAAAUGCUGUUGCAGGAUUUUAUGCCCAUUUACCUUUGAUGGAGACACUAUUGAAGAACAGUGUACAUAAUCAAAUGAUGUUUGGUGGCAUUGAACGACUGUUGAUUCUGGCAAUGAGCCUGGUGUGCAACAUUGGAAAAACUGUUGACAUAGAUAAUGAACUGGCGUUAAUGAAGAUGAUGACAAAAAUGAAAUUACACGACAAUGCGCCAUUGCGCCUCCGAAGAACACUGGAGCGUUUGCAGAAUGCUACAGGAAUAACAGAUGUUGCUCAAUUGCUAAUGGAUGUGUUGAAUUAUCGUCAAAGAUCAGAGCUUUUACUGGUAUGCUCAUGGCAAACAGAAAAUAAAAUGGCCAUUCUUGCAAAAAGUGCCCUUAAGACUUCAGCAGAUAUUGGAGGAAUGUUCGAUGACCAGUUCUUUAAUGCUGAAAGAAAAUCGGCUUCAAUACAACAACACAAAAAAGAUAGUCAUUACUUUCCUGAAGCCGAUGGCGGAGAAACAGACUUUGAACAGGAAAAUGACUUAGAGGAAGAUCAGACUGAAGAGGAAAUUGAGAAAAGUCCAAGGGAAAAACAAGAACAACAACUACGAGAUAGGAGGGAACGGGCUGUCACGACUAUAUCGCGUUGGUAUCGAAAGAUACGUGAUACGAGGCAAUCCAAGAAAGAUACCGACACUUUAUUUGAUCCAAGUUUUGCUGGAAUUAAAGUGGACAGUAAAUCUUGUGGUAUAUGCGGUGUCUAUUUUGAUAUGCGUAAGAAUAAUGACAACACAGCUGAAAUAUUGACGCUUGUUCGAAAGGAACAUAUAACUACCCAAGGCCAUGUACGGAACUCACUAGAAUUGAGUAUUUUCAAAAAAACGUAUCAGGAUACCAUUGAACCGAAACUAAAAGAGAUAAAAACUUUCCUUCAUGAUUCUAGGCUUGGACUUUUUGACCAGUCGUAUGUAGAGAGCCACUAUGCCCAGCACCAGAUGGACAUACAAAGACUGCACACGCUUGUAUACCAAAUAGAGAAAGAGAUUCAACUCAAGAUCAACAGCAGAAAGUGGAUGCAUGCGGGUUUAGUCGGAAUGAAAUUGAAAGAGUUGGAAACUAAUUUCCAAAGUCUUAAAUCUUGUAUUGGGCAGAUUCAGGAAAAACUGAGACAGGAAAAUGAAGAGAGAGAUUAUCAGGCUGCUGCUUCGAACAUUCCAAAAACUGUGAAUUCGGAUGAUGAAAAAGAGGAUAUACAGGUAGUUGUGGAAGAACCUAAGGUUGCACCAAGGAAAGGACGAGCAAACAAGAAAAACAAACGGAAACGUUAGCAGUAACGAUUCUCUUUGAUUUGUUAUGAAACUCCAAGGACAUGUUUGACCCUUAAACGUACAAAAUCAUUUUCUUGUUUGUGAACUAUAUGUUUUAUUUACACACAAUAUUUAAAGUGUACUGUCCAAACUGACUGUUGUUAUUUGUUUUACGUAGUAUAAUAUAUAUAUAUAUUGUGAACUAUUUUUAAUAUGAGUAUGUUUAUGUUAAGUGGAAUUUUAUUUUAUUAAUGUUUCCAUCGUUGAGUUGUGAUCGAUGCUGUUGCAAUGUUCAAAUGCUUUUGGUAUUAGUUGUUUAUGUUAUCUGACAAUGAGUGGAAGGCAUUAAGCAUGGCUUUCAUCAGUCCACAGUCAUGAUUAAAUACUUUACAUGUGUAGAUGAUCAUAAAUAAAUAGCUUCGACAAGUUUUGGCCCGUCGUUUUUCUCGUCAUAAACUUUAAGUUGUCGUUUUCAACUCCUCUUCAAAAACUAAGUGGAUCUCGCUCAAACGUCGACAUUUGAAUACUUCAAUGUGUAAAUGGCCGUAAAAAAAAAGGGCGGUUACGAGUUUUGGCAGAGUUAUGGUUCUUUGGCUGUGUUUUGUCUAUAACAAAUGUAAUCGAUAUCUCUUUAACUUCUUGAUGGAUCACUUUCCAAUGACCUGAAUGUGUAGACAAUCCUGACCAUAGGAAUAUCUGCUGCGACUAUAUCUGUGAGAAUUAUUGUCUGUGUGUCCAAUAUGGAAUAUAUAGUUAGUGUGUUUUUAACUUCUUACUACUUGGCCUAAUUAGGCUCAAACUUUGAAAACUUUAAGACCAUGAAAAGAAGAUGAUUUGUCUGGCAGGAACUAUUGUCUCUUAUCUAAUUAUACACUUUAUAAUAUAUAGUGGAUUUAUAAUAUGCCACACCCUGUGUCCCAUGUAAUAUAACCAUUGCGAAUAUUUUUAUCUUACACGUGUGUAAUUGAUUGACCAAUCGCAUUUUGUUAUUUUCCUGAAAUGACUGCAACGUCAAAUGACGUCACGAAAUGUAAACAACAUUCGGGAUUUAUCAUUAUGUUUGCGUAAAUAUGUAUUUCAUUUGCUCAUUUAAAAGCAUGUGCUAAAAAAAGAUAUGACACUCAUUGUCAUACCAUAUCAUAUUUUAUUAAACUCGUCCAGGAAAUUUGUAAGUAAGCGAGCCUGUACUAACACAGUUCCUGAACUCGUUAAAUAAAAUAUGGUAUGAUAUGACAACUCGUGCCAGAUCCUAUAUAUAUAUCUGUGUUAUGGGUUCUUCAUUGAGUGUGUGCCACAUUCAACAAUAACGUAGUUUUUUUCACAAAAUACGACCUUAAACUUGUUUACUUUGUUUUCACGAUGAAUAUGAUUACUAUUUGACUUAUGAAUAUGUUAAGGUGCAUCUCUUACACGUAGCAUUUCCAUUACGAUGUGAUUUCUUAAUAUGUAAUGUUGAUUUGUUUACACUUAGAAUUACCGUUUCGAUCUUAAUCCGUUAUUUAGCUCUUUCAACAUAUUAAACUACCGUCAAUAUGUGAAUUCUGUAAUAUGAUACGUUGUUUUUGUGUGUAUUAUUUCUUUUGGUUAAAUUAGUAUUGUCAUGGACACAUGGACAUUUAAGUUCCCAUAAUGGAAGCAAUCUAAAUCGCUUCGAGCGUACCUUACACAGUAUACUAUCUUGACCUCAUUACACUCUUGCAAAACGUGCACAAAAAGAAGUGAUUAAAAAUAUAUGAAACAAUUCAAGCGUACAUUUUCCUUAUGAAAUUCUCGAGUGUCAUAGCAAUCUUGUCUAGUUAUACUGUCUGACUUUCUAUGUAUCUGUAAUAUUGCUUGUAUUGCGUAAUAUAAGUGUUAGUGUUGAUCAUGACGAAACUUUUAGCUCACACUGUCCCCAAAGUAUGUGCCUUAGACUAAUAAUCAUCUAUGUUGUUUAGAAGUAUUUACGUUGCAACUUUAUAUGUCGAAUUAUUAAGCUCAUCAGAGUGAGCCGAUGUGUGUCGUAAUGUUUCCAUGUUCUGUAAAGUGUGACUGUAAAUCUUUACCAUACAUUUUUUGCUGUUGAUAGCCAUGAAUGCAUCUUGAUAUGCUUUGAACCACUUGAGACAUGUCUAUUAAGAUUUCAUGUUUGUAUGGAGCUUGCAUAAUGAAGACAUAACGUUUCUUUGUUACUUAAUAGCUGACUAAACUUCUGUUAAAACGCUCUGCUUCAUUUGUCAGGUAUAGUCACCUGUUUGUUUAUUAUUGCUGUUUUAUUGUGUUUUAGCCCCCGGUAGGGUGGCAUAUGGCAGUUGAACUGUCCGUCCGUCAGUCAGUCAGUCAGUGUGUAAGUCAGUCAGUCAGUCAUUCAGUCCGUCCGUCCGUCCGAAAACUUUAAUGGCCAUUACUUUUCAAUAUUGAAGAUAGCAUCUUGAUAUUUUGCAUGCAUGUGUAUCUCAUAGAGCUGCACAUUUUGAGUAGUGAAAGGUGAAGGUCAAGGUCAUCCUUCAAGGUCGAAUGUCAAAUAUAUGGUGUCUGUCCGUCCGUCCGAAAUCUUUUACAUUGGCCAUCACUUUUUCAAUAUUGAAAGCAACUUGAUAUUUGGCAUGCAUGUGUAUCUCAUGGAGAUGCACAUUUUGAAAGGUCAAGGUCAUCCUUCAAGGUCGAAGGUCAAAGAUAUGGCAUCUGUCCGUCCGUCCGAAAACUUUAACUUUCACCAUAACAUUGUUUUGCUCCUGAAGAGUGGCAUAUAGUUUUUGAACUGUCCAUCUGUCUGUUUGUCAGUCUGUCCGUUCGUCAGUCAGUCUAUCCGUCCGUCCGUCCGAAAACUUUAACAUUGCCCAUAACUUUUGCAAUAUUGAAGAUAGCAACUUGAUAUUUGGCAUGCAUGUGUAUCUCAUGUGGCUGCACAUUUUGAGUGGUGAAAGGUUAAGGUCAAGCUCAUCCUUCAGGUGAAAGGUCAAGGUCAAAGGUCAAAUUUUGCAAUAUUGAAGAUAGUACAUGUAACUUGAUAUUUGGCUUGCAUGUGUAUCUCAUGGAACUGCACAUUUUGAGUGGUGAAAGGUCAAGGUCAUCCUUCAAGGUCAGGUCUAAGGUCAAAUUUGUAAUAUUGAAGAUAAUAACUUGAUAUUUGACAUUCAUGCAUAUCUCAUGGAGCUGCUCAUUUUGAGUGGUGAAAGGUCAAGGUCAUCCUUCAAGGUCAAAGGUCAAAUUGUGCAAAAUUUUGAAGAUAGCAACUCGAUAUUUGGCAUGCAUGCGUAUCUCAUGGAGCUGCACAUAUUAAGUAAUAAAUGGUCAAGGUCAUCGUUCAAGGUCAAAGGUCAAAUUUUGCAAUAUUGAAGAUAUCAACUAGAUAUUUGGCAUGCAUGUGUAUCACAUGGAGCUGCACAUUUUGAGUGAUGAAAAGUCAAAGUAAAGGUCAUCCUUCAAGGUCAAAGGUAAACGUUUUGCAAUAUUGAAGAUAUCUACUUGAUAUUUGGCAUGCAUGUAUAUCUUAUUGAGCUGCACAUUUUGAGUGGUGAAAGAUCAAUGUCAUCCUUCAAGGUCAAUGUCAAAGGUCAAAUUUUGCAAUAUUGAAGAUAGCAAUUCCAUAUUUGGCAUGCAUGCGUAUCUCAUGGAGCUGCACAUUUUGAGUGGUGAAUGAUCAAGGUCAUCCUUCAAGGUCAAAGGUAAAAUAUAUGGCUUCAAAGCAGCGCAGUAGAGGGCAUUGGGUUUCAUGAACACAGCUCUUGUCCUUUUCAAUUAUUGUUUGCGUGAACUUUUAUAGUUUGGUUGUUUUGUCAACUUAUGGUUAUGCGUAAUCGUUGUAUUUCUUGUGUUAACUUUUACAACAAACAAUUUACAAUGUUGAUGAUUACAAUAAUAACAUCUGUAUUUGUUAUGCCCCACCUACUUCAAAGAAGAGGGGUUAUAUUGAUUUACUAGAUGUCGGUCGGUCUGUCGGUAGACCAGUUCGUUUCCGAUCAAUAACUUGUCAACAAAUUUACCGAUUGGCUUGAUACUAUACAUGUGCAUUUGCCUUAGACAGUAGCUGACCCCUGUUGAAAUUGAGGUCACUAGGUUAAAGGUAAAGGUCACGGUCACAAUAAAUGUGAAAAUCGUUUCCAAUCAAUAAAUCGUUAACAAAUUGACUGAUUGGCGUGAUACAUCACAUUAGCAUUGGCAUUGAACAACAUAUGACCCCUAUUGAAUUUGGGGACACUAUGUCAAUUUCAAGGGCACUGUCAAAAUAAGUGUAAAAAUCGUUACCGAUCAAUAACUCGUCAACAAAUUGACCGAUUGGCUUGAUACUUCCCGUGUGCAUUUGCCUUGGACAGUAGAUGACUCCUAUUGUAAUUGGGGGGUCACUAGGUUAAAGGUCAUGGCCACUGUCACAGUAAGUUGGAUACUUGUUUCUUAUCAAUAAUUCAUCAACGAAUCGACCGAUUGGCUUGAUACUUCCCAUUUGAAUUUGCUCUGGACAGUAGAUGUCCCCUUUUGAAUCUGGGGUCAUUAGGUCAAAGGUCAAGGUCAAUGUCACAAUAAGUGUGAAAAUUGUUUCUGAUCAAUAACUCGUCAACGAAUUGAAUGACUGUCUUUAUACUUCACAUGUGCAUUGGCCUUGGCCAUUAGAUGACUCCUAAUGAAAUUUGGGUCACGAGUUCAAAGCCCUGGUUUUGGGGGCAUAUGUCUCCGACCGCGGAACUCUUGUUUAUUUUUCUGUUGUCUUACUAAAAAUGUUAUUAUAAACGUAAACAGUUUUUAACAAGGAUUCAUUUGAAAAUAUGCCGUUCGUAUUUGAUUUUGCUUUACUUGGGUUUGAUUAAAAAGGGAAACCAA
Molecule: messenger RNA, 16534 nt
Organism: Dreissena polymorpha
Lineage: Eukaryota; Metazoa; Mollusca; Bivalvia; Myida; Dreissenidae
Product: TPR and ankyrin repeat-containing protein 1-like
Exons: 50
Coding region: 176-10354 (3392 amino acids)
Molecular function (GO): ATP binding; protein binding
Source: RefSeq, a predicted model, not a curated record